AUGCAGGAGAUCGUGGUGGCCAUGACGGCGGUGGGCGGCUCCAUCUGCGUCAUGCUCGUGGUCAUCUGCCUGCUGGUGGCCUACAUCACCGAGAAUCUCAUGCACCCGGCCUUUGGGCGCCCCGGUCUGCGCAGGAUCCCCACGGAGGGCCUGCUGGAGAUGAAUAGGGGACCGGUUGGCCCGACACCUUGGCAUCAUCACACGACCUUCCUGGAGUCCCAGACUGGCUUGGGACUGGCCCUUGGACCUGGGCUGCAGUGCCAGCCGUGUCUAGAGCACUCCUGCUCUGCAGAGGCCUUUAUUAGGGGCAGCCAGGACAGUCCUCCUGGGGACAGCCCCCCUCAAGCUUUGCAGAAGUGUGGGGUGAGGUACACUUCCUACCCAGGCUAUCUUUGGGACAGCCUGGAGCUUGCUGUGACCCUGAAAAAGCAGAAACUGCUGGUGGUGGGGGGAGCGGAGUGUGGCAAAUCUAACCCAAACGUGGAUAUCCGAUCAAAUCAUACAAUUUCUAUCAAUAAUAUGAAUGACUAAAUUAAAAAAAUAAUCUUAAAGAAUUGAAGCAAUGCCCUUUUUUCUCAGUUUGGCUAUGCAGUAGAUACUGUGGCUUUAAAGACCAUGAAGAUAAGGGGGCAGGCCUUGUUUAAAGAACUGGGUUCAUCCACCAAGCUGAGGCAGUUACAAGGAUUUCCUUUUUAUGGUAAGCCAAUGCAAAUCUAAUACGCAAAAACAGAUUCUGACAUAUCUAAAAAGUGUGGCACUUUUGAUGACAAAGAAAAAAAAAAGAAAAAAGUCAAAAUUGUGAACCAGACGGCAACAACUACAAACAAAAAACCUAGCCAAGGAACACCAAAUUCAGCUAAUACCCAAGGAAGUUCAACACCAAAUCCUCAAAUAUCUGGUUACCCUCCAAACUAUAUUUUGUUCCUUAAUAAUUUACCAGAAGAGACUAAUGAGAUGAUGUUAUCCAUGUUGUUUAAUCGAUUCCUUGGCUUCAAGGAAGUUCGCUUGGUACCUGGGAGGCAUGACAUUGCUUUUGCUGAAUUUGAAAAUGGUGGGAAGGCUGGAGCUGCCAGGGAUGUUUUGUAAGGAUUUAAAAUCACACCAUCUCAUGCCACGAAGAUUGCAUGUGCCAAA
This is a messenger RNA of Tupaia belangeri chinensis (Chinese tree shrew), 1134 nucleotides long. RefSeq names its product fibronectin type III domain containing 10 (gene FNDC10). Lineage: Eukaryota; Metazoa; Chordata; Mammalia; Scandentia; Tupaiidae. The record is from RefSeq and is a predicted model, not a curated record. Gene Ontology annotation, molecular function: RNA binding.